AGAAUUGUAGAAAAUAUAGAAAUAGUUAUUUAUACUUUGUCUUGGCACCGCGGCAUCCUGACCCGCCGGGCCUCUUUGGGGGUCCCGCUCUAUUUUUGACACAUUUUGAUUAGACGCGAUGGCCAAAUUGUUGGUUGGCGCAAGACCGACUUGACGGAGAGCAAACACCGACGUUGACUUGAAGAAAUGUAAAGAGAUUUUUGUUCAAAGGUCACUGGCUCCAGAGGUGGCAACUGUUUAACUGGAAGAUAAGCGGCGGGCGGGCGGUCGGGCGGGGAAGACCGUCAAAGCGCCGAUGACUGGAGCGGCCUGACGCCUCGGCGGCAAAACCUCAUUCUCUUCUCCUGACGAAGACAAAGCCAAGCGCAGGAUGUGGAGCAAGUUGCGCAACUAUCGGCGUUUGCUCUUCAUCGUGGUGACGCCGCCACUGCUGCUUCCUCUUCCUCUCCUUGUCGCCACCAAGGAGUCGCGCUGCGCCUUCGUUCUUCUUCUGAUGGCCGUCUUCUGGACCACCGAAGUCAUCCCGCUGCCCAUCACCGCCUUGUUUCCCGCCGUCCUCUUUCCAGCGUUUGGCAUCAUGACGUCAUCGCAGGUGGCCACGGCGUACUUCAGGGACUUCCAUUUGCUGUUGGUGGGCGUGGUGUGCCUGUCCACCGCCAUUCAGAAGUGGGGGCUCCACCGCAGGACGGCCCUCCGUCUGGUGGGCGCCGUGGGCGUGGAGCCGGCCCGCCUGACGCUGGGCUUCAUGUCGGCCUGCGCCUUCCUCUCCAUGUGGGUGCACAACACGUCGGCCGUUACCAUGGUGAUGCCCAUCGCCGAGGCCGUCCUCCGUCGGAUCCGGGGGGCGCACGAGCCGGGACGCAAAGACUGUCACCCGCGACCGGACGAAGUCCAUGUUGAGGAGGAGAACAAAGCUGCGAGGGAUGAGCAGAAACUGCCAGAACGAGCUCCAUCAUCAUCAUCAUCAUCAGAGGCAAGUUGGGUGGCGGAUGCGACGGCGCUCCCCGGCGACCUGCUGGUGGGCAAGGCCAUGUGCAUCGGCGUGGCCUACGCCUCCAACAUCGGCGGCAUCGCUACCUUGCCGGGAACGUCGCCCAACCUCAUCUUCUCCGAGUAUCUGCAGCAGAUUUACCCCGAAUGCGAGCGCCUCAACUUUGGUACUUGGAUGGCCUUGUGUUUGCCCAUCAGCCUGCUGGUGCUGCUGCUCACGUGGGCGUGGCUCUGCUGGCUCUUCAUCGGCCUCGACGUUAGGUCGCUACGGCCGUGCCGAGGAGAGCGCUCCGAGAGGGAACAAGCCACCAGGAAAGUCAUCCGAGACCAGUACAGAGCGCUCGGACCCAUCAGCGCUCAGGAGGUCUUCACGCUGGUGGUCUUCUCGCUGAUGGUCUCCUUGUGGCUGACGCGAUCGCCGGGCUUCGUGCCGGGCUGGGCCGCCGCCUUCCCCGGUCACGCCGAGCACGUGAGCGACGCCACCGUGGCUCUGGUCCUGGGACUUCUCUUCUUCCUGGUGCCCGCCCACGGACCCAGCCGCCCAUACGAGAGCAUGAUCUCCUGGGAGGAGUUCCAGGCCUCCAUGCCGUGGCAAGUGUGUCUUUUGGUGGGAGGAGGCUUCGCCCUGGCCGAAGGUACAAAGGAGUCGGGUUUGUCCCAGUGGAUUUCGGAUCUUCUGUCCCCUCUGGGCGAUCUCCCGCCACUGGCUACCAUGACGGUGACUUGCAUCAUUGUCACCACGGUCACCGAACUGGCCAGCAACGCCACCACCAUCAGCAUCUUCCUGCCCAUCCUCUCGCCGCUGGCGGAAGGCAUCGGCAUCAACCCCUUGUCCCUGCUGAUCCCGGCCACGCUGUGCACGUCCUUCUCCUUCCUGCUGCCGGCCUCCAAUCCCCCCAACGCCGUGGUUUACGCCUACGGACACUUUAGCGUGGCGGACAUGGUGAAGGCGGGGCUGGGCGCCAACGUCAUCGGCCUCUUGGCAGUGGUGUUGGCCGUCAGCACCUGGGGCGUGCCUUUGUUCUCUCUGGAUACGUAUCCCCAUUGGGCGCCGCAGUUGAACGCCACCGCGCCGUGACGCACGCUGACAGCUAGGUGCUAACACGUGUGAUUUGAGUUUUUAACUCAUCCUUUUUAGUAUAGUAAAGACGGGGAAAAACAAGAGUUGGAGAAAUUGUCCAACGUACAGUGGACGCAGCUCACUUGUCCCCAUAAGGUCCAGAUGUUUUCUUCUUUUUUGGUAACAUUACAAUUGUCACACAGCACGGGUCCAAUAUUUCUCUCAUUUCAACCGAAUAAAUGUGUUGAAAUGAU
Syngnathus typhle (broad-nosed pipefish) is the source of this 2304-nucleotide messenger RNA. It is a transcript of the gene slc13a1, whose product is annotated as solute carrier family 13 member 1. The record is from RefSeq and is a predicted model, not a curated record. NCBI's taxonomy places the organism in Eukaryota, Metazoa, Chordata, Actinopteri, Syngnathiformes, Syngnathidae. Bases 371 to 2068 code for a protein of 565 amino acids. Gene Ontology annotation, molecular function: sodium:sulfate symporter activity. Gene Ontology annotation, cellular component: membrane. Gene Ontology annotation, biological process: monoatomic anion transmembrane transport. The transcript has 14 exons.